AACUAACUGACGAGACUUUGAGUCAAGGAUAUUCUUGAGUUUUUAUGUGGGAAUGAGCAAAACUUAAUAGGAGAAGAGAUAUUUUCAUCUACAAACAAUUCAUAUGAUUUCGUUUUCCAUUUUUCAUCGUUCAACUCCAAAAUUCAUCACUGUCUGAUUCAUUCAAAAACAAAAAUUCAAACAUGUCUGUUCUUAUUCGAACAAUUCAAAGAGCUCAUAGAUUGAAACAAACAUUCUCUUCACCUAGAAUCAGUAAUGUUCUCUCUCAAACAUUAGGUUUCAGUAACAGUGCUCAUGUUGCAGAAUCAGUAACCAAAUCACCGUUUGAAUCUAACAUUUUACGAAUUCUCCGUAACGAGAUUGAGUAUCAAGCUGAAUACGCUCCUCCACAUCAGCCUGUGAAAGAAUUCAAAUCGUUUAUAGUUGAAGAGAGACCUGGUGAGCAAGUGGUUACAUUGAAGGGGAAAUUUGGGGACAAUGAAGAUAUUAAAAUUGAAGCUACGAUGUUUGAUGGGUUUGAACAUGUUCCUGCAUAUGGAGAUGAUAGUUCAGGGGUGAAUGUGCGUCUUCAUCUCAGUUUGAUUGUGGAUAUAUCGAAAGGGGAAGGUGGUAAUGAAUUAGAAUUUGUCUGCUCAGCGUGGCCGGAUAGUUUGGAUGUUCAGAAAGUUUUCAUGUUAAAGCGAGGGAAGAUGUCGACUAGGCCUUACCUUGGACCUGAUUUCAGGAACCUAAAGCCUAAGAUUCGGGAGAAGUUUUGCGAGUACUUGGACGCAAGGGGAGUAAAUAAUGAGCUCUCUGCUUUCUUACAUGAGUAUAUGAUGAACAAGGAUAGAAUUGAACUUCUAAGGUGGAUGGAUCGUCUCAAGUCUUUUGUGGAAAAAUAGGCUGGUAAGUUUGGCAACUAAGAGUUGAUGUGAACACCAAGUUUUAUCAUUGUAGGAAUUAGUUUCUUCAAUAGAAAACCCAUUUGAUUUGUAGUGUUAACAUCAAUUUAUUUAUUUGAUGGCAUUAUGCCGUAAGAAUGUUAAGCACUAGGAGGCGAGGGAAGUAAAUAAUGAACUCUCUGUUUUCGUACAUGGGUAUACGAUGAAUGAAUGAUAAAGACAUUGUUGAACUUUUUUGGUGGAUGUAUUAUUUCAAAACUUUGAUAAAUAGACAGGUAAGCUAUGCAGCUAA
This is a messenger RNA of Medicago truncatula (barrel medic), 1176 nucleotides long. RefSeq lists its product as uncharacterized. Bases 183 to 884 code for a protein of 233 amino acids. The record is from RefSeq and is a predicted model, not a curated record. Gene Ontology annotation, cellular component: mitochondrial matrix. Lineage: Eukaryota; Viridiplantae; Streptophyta; Magnoliopsida; Fabales; Fabaceae. The transcript is spliced from 3 exons.